Porites evermanni is the source of this 1047-nucleotide messenger RNA. NCBI's taxonomy places the organism in Eukaryota, Metazoa, Cnidaria, Anthozoa, Scleractinia, Poritidae. The record is from the annotation of a GenBank genome assembly.
CUUUCUUUGUUUUUCCUGAAAUCGCCAGACUUUUCCUUAACUAUCAAAGUAGUCUUCACGUUCCUGACCAGCCUGGCAUUUAUUGUGUCCUUCUUCGGUAACUCGAUGGUGAUCUAUAUAAUCAGAAAGGAUCAGCUAUUGAAGUCCACUACAUUCCUUCUAAUACUCAACAUGGCCUGUGGAGACUUGGUAACGACUUCAAUGACGUCCCCGCCAUUAAUCAAGUUCUUGUUUGUUGGAUUAGUUUGGAUUCCUGGGACUUUUGGAGGUUUGCUAUGCAAGCUGAAUUUCUAUCUCGUUUUGGUCGCUCUCCUGGGCUGUAGUUUUAGCCUGGUUGGGAUACAAACAGAUCGCUUUUUGGCUGUGAUCCGACCACUGAAGCACCAACCUUGGUCCAAAUUCACAAAGGUUAUUAUUCCCGCAAUAUGGCUCGCGGCUAUUUUACUUCCCAUACACAUGUGGCACGAAAUUGGCGGUAAAAGUUCCUCGAGUUCAAGACUGAACAUCUCAGUCUGCGACGUAGAACAAGUUCCAUUAAGUAUGGUGAUCACGCUGAGCAUAUGCUUUCUACUUCCAUUCACAGUGAUGCUAAUACUUUACCCAAUCAUCAUCUAUCAUCUGUGGACAAGGCACGUUCCUGGAGAACCGAGCGCUUUGCAACAACAGAAAGCAAAUCGUAUGGCACGGAAAAUCACCAAAAUGAUGAUUGCUGUUGUACUUUCUUUCUUUAUCUGUUGGGCACCGCAAUUUAUUUUCGUCUGGAUACAUCCUCUGGCUAGAGAGCUGGCACGCACUUUACCCAUCUGGUUAAUUCCAUUUAUCCUUUGGCUACAAGUGCUUAACUCUGCCAUGAAUCCUGUUCUCUAUGCGAUCUUUAGCGAACCUUUUAGACUUGGCUUCAGGAAAGUUAUAUUUCGUAACAUUUUACCGGGACGCAACGCACAAGUCGUGCAAAGUGCACAUCAAAACGUUCAUCAAAGGUAUCAGAAUCCAAUUCAAAACAUAGCACUUGUAAGAUUUCAUAAUAGCGCAGGCCUGCAGAGAUAA